UUUCAACUUGAAAAAACAAACUGUGCCACCUACGUAUUCUAGGGUAACAGGGUAUCAAUUUAGUUUUUAAUAUCUCAAUGGCAAAGAAAAUUAGUUCAUUCGGCUAACUCAGAUUCAGCAAAAUUCCUGCGUUGAAAAAGAGAAACGAAAUUUUCGUACCCAACCUCAGCCUCUCGGUUCAAAGAAGAGGAAAAGAAAAAGUAGCUGGCAAAAUACGACAAAUCGUGCUGAAAACAAGCUGUCAAAAUUAACAUCUUUCUGGAAUCAAUCAGCCAGUUGGCUGCCUUCGCAACCAACAGCGACAACAUGCAGCUACUUAUAUCAAGUGUCUGCAUGGCGUUGACCAGUGCCGUCAUUGGUAAUGCAUACUACCAAAAGAAGCAGUUCUAUCCGGCGGUUGUCUACAUCACCAAGUCCAAUGCUUCCAUGGCGGUGAUUUAUAUACAGUUCUUCGUCAUUGUCUUCAUGUUCGGGAAGCUGUUGCGCAAGAUAUUUCUAGGCACUCUACGCGCGGCUGAGUUCGAGCAUCUACUAGAACGUUUCUGGUAUGCGCUCACAGAAACGUGUCUGGCCUUUACAGUAUUCCGAGAUGAUUUCAAUCCACGUUUUGUGGCACUGUUCACCGUACUUCUAUUUCUUAAAUCAUUCCAUUGGUUGGCAGAGGAACGCGUUGAUUUUAUGGAGCGUUCCCCGGUGCUUGGGUGGCUUUUCCAUAUACGCGUCGCCAGCUUACUAAGCAUGCUUGGCAUACUUGAUUAUGUGCUUCUCAUGCAUGCCUACAAUUCAACACUGUUGCGCGGCCCGACGGUGCAGCUAGUUUUUGGGUUUGAGUAUGCCAUCUUGUUGACCGUUAUUGCCAGUACAGCGAUUAAGUACGUGCUACACGCAGCCGAGAUGCGCACGGACACGCCAUGGGAGAAUAAGGCUGUAUUUUUGCUGUAUACUGAGCUGGUAAUCGGUCUGAUCAAGGUAGUGCUCUAUCUACUGUUUGUCGUCAUUAUGGCGAAGAUCUACGCCCUACCCAUGUUCGUGUUCCGUCCCAUGUUCUUUACCAUACGCAACUUCCGCAAGGCGCUAAAUGAUGUUAUAAUGUCGCGUCGAGCUAUACGUAACAUGAAUACGCUCUAUCCGGAUGCCACACCCGAAGAAUUACGUCAAUCGGACAACAUAUGCAUAAUUUGCCGCGAGGACAUGGUUAAUCAUUCAAAAAAGCUUCCGUGCGGUCACAUUUUCCAUACUACUUGUCUACGCUCAUGGUUCCAACGGCAGCAGACUUGCCCCACAUGUCGCUUAAACAUCUUACGGGCGCCAGCUGUCAACUCGACGGCCUUGCCCCGUGCUCCAGGAGCAGCCGACGAACCUGCAGCUGCUGUCGGCGCUGCUCCAGCCGCUGGUCAACCAGGACCUGCCAAUGCAACAGGAGCGAAUGCAUCUCCGGCAAUCGCCGCGCCCGAUGUUGGACUCGGGCGUGCCAAUGGCACCCCUACAGGGGCAAAUGCACCACCACCCAGCUUUGCAGAACUUUUUGGCGAUGCAAAUGGUUUUCCCAACUUGGGUGGCAUACCGCCACCGCCGCUAAUGCCCAUGCUAGCGCCGUUUAUGGUUCCACCUCCGUUUGCUUACUUUACGCCAGUUCCGGUUCCCCCGCCGCCCAUGCCCUUAGAUCUGACAAAAUUUACGGAUGAGGAGCUGCGAGCUAUGGAGGGGAAUCAGCGCAAGCAUAUAGAAGAAAGGUUACAGUUGUUGCGCAAUAUAACUCUGAUGCUGGACUCGGCUGGUAUAUUGAUGAACCAGUACCAGGGGCUGGUGGCGCGCCUACCACCCACCACAGUAAGCACUUCGGCGACAGAAACAACGACCAGUGCAACAUCUUUAGCUGAUGUCGCAUCAACCACAACAUUAGCUUCAACAACAUCACCAGUAAGCUCAGCAGUUUAUGACAAACCUAGCACCUCGACUGCAGCAGCAGCGGCUGCGGCUGCCUUUGCAGCUAAAACACAAGAAGCACAUCAAAUUAAAUCGGUUGCACCAACAAUAGCAGCCACUGUGACAUCCACAAGUGUGACAGAUAAAAUUACUAUCGAAGAUCUGGGUGCAGAUGAAGAUGAUGUGCCCACAGUGGCUGCCACAGACACAAUUGCGGCGACCGCUGAUGCAGAGAACGAGGACAGCUCAGAAUUAAGUGAGCUGCGGAAGCGACGUUUGAAAUUUCUUGAAGAGCGCAAUAAGUCGCCUGAUAGCGCUGAAAGGGCAGCUUCGGAAUAACUACGUUCUGGGGUUUGAUGUUAAGCAGUAGAGCCUCUAUGCCCACCUAGGCCCUCCAAGACGUAUAUACACAUACACUAAUCGACUACUAGUUGUGUGGUCCAUGGAUGAAUAUUCUUUUUUACUCUACCCUUUGACCUUUUCCCUUCACAAAACUUUUGACUUUUGUUGUUUUUUCAUAUGUUGCGCUAAAAUAGGAAAUUACAAUAUCCAUAAGAAUGCUAUAAUUUUUAGGAAGCAAACAUAUAUGAAAUACGUGUAAAACGAAGGAUCUGAUCACGAACGAGGUGUGCAAAAUCAAUAUGUACGAAUAAAUGCAUAUUGUGUGUAUAAAACUAAUUAAGAGACGGGAAACUGAAGAUUUGUAUUUAAUAUUAUUAUAUGUGUAUAAUUAAUGUGAAAUAUAAUUAAAACGAAAAGAA
Messenger RNA from Scaptodrosophila lebanonensis, 2687 nucleotides. RefSeq names its product E3 ubiquitin-protein ligase HRD1 (gene sip3). Lineage: Eukaryota; Metazoa; Arthropoda; Insecta; Diptera; Drosophilidae. The transcript has 6 exons. The record is from RefSeq and is a predicted model, not a curated record. Gene Ontology annotation, cellular component: cytoplasm. The coding region runs from base 307 to 2265 and encodes 652 amino acids.